GAGAGGAAUUAAAUUCAAUUGCAUCCCCCGCCAGAUCUUCCCCGCACGCGUGUGCUGGGCUCUGUCGCGCAGCAUACGAUCUUUUUUUACCUGUCUCUCUGGGUUAUUCGCCGUGUACUGUUUCUUGUCAGAGUUGAUUCAACUUCCCCUCAUUCAACAUGUCCACCAACGACGCCGUGUUUCAUCGGCGCAACAAGCAGAUUCAAGAUGCCAUUGACGGGCAGAAUCUGAAGCAAGCGCUGCAGCUUGUUGAGAAGCGUAUGAAGAAGGGUGAGGAUACAAGGUUUUUGAAGGCGUGGAAAGCACACAUUCUUUGCCGCCAUGCCGAUGAAGCCCACUACCAGCGCGGCGUUGCAGAGACGCUUGAGCUGUGCAAGCUCGAUCCGCCCACCACGGACUUUGAUACCCUCGAUACCCUCUACCAGACGUUGCAAAAGAUCGGGGGCCAAGAAACAACCAUGAGAAGUCUCUGGGAAAAGGCCUCCAAGGCCAAGCCCCAGGACCAAGAAAUCCAGAUGAAAUGGUUCAGAUAUGCGUUUGAGGGUGACGACUGGAAAUCGGCGCAAAAGGCUGCCAUGAGUCUCCAGAUAAACUUCCCCAAAACGAGAAAGUACCAUUUCUGGGCUAUCUUCCUCAGCUAUCUCAUUGCGAUCGAUGCUGCGAGCUCGGAGGCUGAUCGUAAACUUUUUGGGACAUUGGCCUAUCGUAUGGUCUCCAAGGCUGCCGAAAGUGUUCCUUCCGAUCCGAAAGAAUUGCUUAGCCCUCCCAAAGCCAUACAAAACACCGAAGAGCUGUUGCUUCUCAUCAAGAUCUUCGAAUCUCAAGAUCGUCACUCCGAAAUCGCAAAGAUUCUCGAAAGUGAAAACCUUGGGAUUACCUCACGCAUUGUCCAAAAUGACUGGGCACUUGUCGGAGCCAAGAUUCUCAGCCUGGAAAAGGCCGGGAUGUGGACCGAGGGCUUGUCCUACACCAAGAACUUACUUAAAAUCCCUACCAAUGAAGCUGAAAAGAAGGCUCUGCAGGAGUGUGAUGAUUGGACUGUUUGGAACUUGCUUAUCACAGCGGUAAAAAAUAUCAACACUCCGGAAACUACUACAGAGACACAAGACUAUAUCAAGGAGUUCAUCAGCGCCGAGCCAAAGUCUCGCAAUGCCCAGCUGGCUCGCCUUGACUUGAUUCAUUGGGGCUUCCAGUCAGGCACACAGUCUACCGAUGACUUACUCUCCGCCUGUCAGGAAUAUUUUGACAACAACAAACACAAGCUUUACAGCUUCAGUGAUCUUCAAAAAUAUCUCCCAGCCCUAGACAAUGCUAGUCUGUCAAAGUUCGUGCAACAUGCUUUGAAACUAGAUGGAAAUGAGGCAAAUGGAAAAGGCGUCUCGAAAAUCAACGCCCUUAAACUCGAAUAUUGCUUCCAACUAUCAUAUGACGAUGCUAAUGUCUCAAGACCAAGAAUCGAGGACUUCGUGGCCCGCUGUCUACAGGUCUACCGCGAGACAGAUCGUCCCGAGAGAACCGAGGCCCCAUCUACCAUUGAGAGCGAACCAAGUGAUGACCUCUGCCUGCUUGCAGCCAUGAGUCUGAUCCGCUUCAGUGGAGCCUGGAUCAAUGGAAACCAAGACCAGGUUCCAGACACCGCACUCAUUCGCGCAGCCGGCAUCCUCGAGCGUCUCAUCAUUGAUUCGCCCCAUAACUACCAGUCCCUGUUGCUUCUGGUACGGAUCUAUCUGCGUCUCGGUGCGGGAUCUCUCGCGUUGAAAACGUUUAGCAAACUAUCUGUCAAGCAGUUGCAGUAUGAGACUGUUGCCCACAACCUCUUCACACGUCUAGCAACAAUCCACCCACACUCGGCACCACCGAUAGAGGGAGCAGAGUACAAGGACUUUAACCCACAAUCAGCCUUUGUACAGGCACUCAAUUUCUAUCGCUCUGCCGACUUGACUACUAUCAGAAACCGAACCAAUGGUCUGGAUUUCGGCAGCUAUAUAAAUGUGGAAGGAACUAUCCAGCUCCAGAGCCGCCUCAAGAACAGUAUCUGCAGAAGGAUGUGGGCACUGGAUGUGAAGCGUAUGCAGAGGAUGGUUGGAGGUGAUCCUAUGAGCCGUUAUGAUGAUGUUGCAAAGGACACGUCCCCGGUUUCUGACCAGCGCGUGUUUGAUGCAUUCAUGAACUGCGAAGCUCCCGGUAAGGCAACCGUUGAGGAGCGGAUGCGCUUGGGACCUUUGCCUCGGGAACAAUGGGUCAAGUCCACCCGGGUCACAGAUCAGCUGUUCGGUAAUCUGAAGAACAUGGCUCUUCAGAAGCCAGUGGCUUCACAUGAUUUGCCCAGUCUUGAAGACCUUGUGUCAAACGCAGAGACCGAACUGACAGCCCCAGAGAUCGAGAACACCAAGGUUCAACUGAACCUACUGAAGGUCACCUCGUUCAUGAGCGGAUCAAAGUCCGUCACGUCCGAAGAUGUCGACAGCAGUCUCACGCAAGUUGAGGAGUGGCUGGACUCCAAGUCCAAGUAUGUUUCCUCGGACGAUGCCAAGCUCUCUCCGAUUGUCUCAGGUACUGCAAUUUUCCUGCAUCCUGAGUCUCCUUCCGCCCCAUCCUGGAAGUACCUGCACGAGGUUUUCAUCAUUCUUGAAUCCCUCAAGGCUGUGUCUCAGGUCGGAUCUCUGGCAUUGAAGAAGGCCUCCAAGUCGGUCAAACUGCCCAAGGACCGCGUGGAACGCUUGGUGGAAUCGACACGCAAGCUCCACGAGAGCGUGCGGGCCAACAUCCGCGGUCUCAAGGCACGCAUCUCCGAGCCCGGCACUCUGGGAACCCUGAUCGACCUCGUCAUGAUUGGCACUGACAGCGACGCGGAGAGCAAGCAGCUUCAGUCCGAACUGGAGAAGACACUUGAUGUCCCGGCGCUGGAGAUGCUCUGUGGCGAGUUGAUGGAAAGUUGGGAGGAGGGAUUGGAUGGAAUGUUGACGGUGACUUUGUGAGGAUGAACUGAUGGUAUGAAUGUUUGAUAUGAAAAUGACAGUGUAGACAUGAUAGAUUCAAUCCAGAAUAUUUACUUAUGAUGCCAUGCAAUAACAGAUGUCCAUAUAAAGGGUAGCUACAUAGGAAUAUAAUAUGAGUAUA
Messenger RNA from Aspergillus wentii DTO 134E9, 3120 nucleotides. Its product is annotated as MDM20/NAA25 family protein. The record is from RefSeq and is a predicted model, not a curated record. Gene Ontology annotation, cellular component: NatB complex; cytoplasm. Gene Ontology annotation, molecular function: protein-N-terminal amino-acid acetyltransferase activity. The transcript is spliced from 8 exons. Gene Ontology annotation, biological process: N-terminal peptidyl-methionine acetylation. The coding region runs from base 159 to 2978 and encodes 939 amino acids. NCBI's taxonomy places the organism in Eukaryota, Fungi, Ascomycota, Eurotiomycetes, Eurotiales, Aspergillaceae.